Molecule: messenger RNA, 2346 nt
Organism: Suillus discolor
Lineage: Eukaryota; Fungi; Basidiomycota; Agaricomycetes; Boletales; Suillaceae
Exons: 2
Coding region: 1-2346 (781 amino acids)
Source: RefSeq, a predicted model, not a curated record
AUGACACGACAUCACAUAAAUCCACAACAAGAGCUUACAGGAGAAGCUCAGACGACAGACGGCCCUCCGAGUCUAUGCGCGCCUACGACACAAUACCAACAUUUCAUUCCACGGUUCAUAUUGCGAAGAUUCCAAGUCAGACCUGUGAAGUCCAAAACAGAACGACAAAAAGAAUUUCAACACACCGGUGUUCACUACUAUGAUGUCGCUACAGGUGGUCUUGACGUUCGUCCUAUUGGAAAGGUUUAUGGCCUAGAGAAUGCCUACCAGGAUGUCCGCAACACUGAUGACAUCAAUGAACUAGAGAAGAAAUUAGCGGUCCUCGAAGGUCAUGCAGCCUCCAUUAUCAAGCACUUGCAUGAAGCGCUUUCUCAGGGUACUUUGACUCUCAAGCGGAGGCCACUAGAGGACCUGCGGAAGUUCCUAUUCAUCAUGCAUUAUCGCAAUGUAUCGUUCUCCGACAUCUACUUUCAAGCGGAUCACCCGGAGAACGUAAGGAGCCGUCAGUGGAUUGAGUCCUUCAUGCAGGCGAAGGGUCUUCAUUCUGCUGCUGAGAUAUGGCUAUACUUCCUCAGAUACUACCUGGAUACAUCUCAUUCAAACAUCAUGCAAGAUGCUGCAGAACUUGUAGAGAAGUACGGCGAAGGUGGUCUUCAAAAAAUGAUGAUUGAAUCUCAUAUCCCACCUGAUCUCGAACACUUCCCAGCUUACACUUACUACGUUCAGGCGAAUGGCUACUUUCUCAGUAUCUGGGAAGCCGCAGAGGGAGAAGAAUUCAUCAUCACAUCUCACGCAUUUGGUUUAUGGGAAGGUUUGGGAUAUGGGUGCCCUGGCCUGCACUGCAUAUUCAUAGUCAGCCCUCGCAUUGCUAUCGUCCUGCGUCAUGUGCUAUCGCGUCCAGAAUUGAAAGAACACAUGAAGCCUGGUGCCUUCGUGAGCUGCUUGCUCCACGUGAAUCCGGCACCACCAACUCCAAUUUACACCCAUGGAGAACACGGCACACAUAUCGACCAAGUAAAUUUCCAAUCUGCAAUGGCACUUGCACGUUACAGAUCCUCCAAGAAAGGGGAGCAUGACAGUUUUGUGUUCAAGAUCACAAAGCUGUCACGAUCCCAAACUUUGGAAUUCAAUUCUGUUCUAUUAGUGAACGUGACGGAGACAGGCUCCUUGACCUUCCUGUCAAGGGGGAGUAUGCUCCGCAUUGCGUUCCGGAGUUUGCUGGCCAAUAUCCAUGCGAGCGAGCUGCUUAUUCCGCUCAUUGCGCGAUUAAUGGAUUUCACGGAGACAGAAGUGUUGCCUCUUCACCCACCAUCACAGUCGUCAGCAGCUAUCCCCGACCAGGACGUUGGCGCACUUACACACGUUGAUGUAGUGCAUGUGCUUCUAAUGCAGAUAUGCACAGAUAUCAAGCGAUUUGAAACGGCAUACGACAGGGCACAUUUAGUCUUCAAAAUCAUGGAGAAAGCAAAGCCCACUCCAUUCGCAGAUGAAAUCAGUCGAGAAGUCGAGAAGGCUUUCAAGGUCUGCAAAGAUUCGGAGGAUGAAAUGCCUAUCGGAGAGGGCAUCAGUUUCGCUCCCUUGCUCUCUUCAAUUUCCAACGAGUCAUCUUCUCAACUCUUCCAAUUCAUGAUACCGUGCAUGAGCAGACUGGGUGCGGUGAUGUCUGGAGGUAAAAGGAUUUUGGAAAAGCUCCAAGAUGAAGUCACCGUAGUGUGCUUUCUUGCACGUGCGUCGAGCAGCCCAGCAGUGUGGCAUGCACUCUCGUGUACCAGUCCACAGGCCCCUGAAAUCUUGUCAAAACUAUUCAAGGAAGGCACUCCAGGAGAUGCAUAUACUGUGAGCUUCGCACGGUUUGCGUAUCGCCAGCGGGCUUCGCCAUCGUCUUUCUCUUCCGGGUUCCACCUGGCAUAUUCGUUACAAGAAAUGUGCGCAAUGUCUGGGCCAACCACUAAUUUCGUUAGUCGGAGCUACUACCAGUUAACGGCCUCAAUAAUACAAUGUCUUGGUCGCACAAUGCUGGGAUCCCUGCCAGAACCAUAUGCUUCGCAGCCGCGUGAGAGGCCCAAGGCUCGGCUUGUCUACAAAAUCCCAGAAGAGCAUUCAGACUUACUUUUUUCGAAUAUGAAGAUGAUACUGCAGCAUUCGCUCCCGGGAUAUGUGCCGUCGCCAGGAGGGAACACUCCGGAACAGACCCUCAUGAGGUGGAUAGAUGAGAUGGCCAUCGUCGGUUGUCUUGUGUGGUUGGGGAAGCACAGGAGGAAUUAUUUGGACUUCAUUUUGGAUGGGUUUCUGCAGGGUACGGGUUUCAAGCUGUUUGAAGAUGAAGAAGCCACUGGGAGUACCUAG